Molecule: messenger RNA, 2460 nt
Organism: Scedosporium apiospermum
Lineage: Eukaryota; Fungi; Ascomycota; Sordariomycetes; Microascales; Microascaceae
Exons: 2
Coding region: 1-2460 (819 amino acids)
Biological process (GO): DNA-templated transcription; regulation of DNA-templated transcription
Cellular component (GO): nucleus
Molecular function (GO): DNA binding; DNA-binding transcription factor activity, RNA polymerase II-specific; zinc ion binding
Source: RefSeq, a predicted model, not a curated record
AUGCCCCCCCCGGCGUCGUCCGCAACGGUGCAGCAGCCUGUGGCCAUGCCCGUCUCCCUGAAGCGACCGGCGUGCAGAGAAUGCCGCGCGCGCAAGGUGAGAUGUGAUCGCGCUAGUGGUCGCUGUGGGCCGUGUACUCGCUUCGACCUGGGCUGCUCCUACUCGGCCACCAUCGUGUCCGCGUCCAACAGUGAUGCCGCCACCAACACCCGAGUGACGCAGGCGGGGCUCGUCCGGCGACGCAGCAGGCGUGCCUGCAGCACUUGUCGCGCCCUCAAGGCCAGAUGCUCCGGCGACCUCCCCUGCACGCGUUGCCAAUCUAAGAGCCUCUCGUGCGCUUACGGCCCGCGAGUGGUUGACGUCAAUACCAUCGCCGGUCCGGGUCCCGACGCCGGAAGCGCUGAUGCUACAUUUGCAUCACCAUCACCAUCUAGGGCUGUCGAUAUUGACGAGGCUCCUCCCGCCAUUCAAUCUAACUCUGCCUCUGCCCCUGCCCCUCCCUCCGCACCGCCCGAUCCGCACAGUCAGCAUCACAGACCAGCAACGGCCGUGCGAAGCGACACUCCUCACCCUCGCCCCCCCUUUCUUCCUCCUCCUUCCCCAGCGUCGGCAAGGCUAAUAGAAGACUCAUCUCGGGCGUUCAAGGACCUCGAGGCCUUCUUCGACAGCCCAGCGGGCAGCCCGAUCGCUAUCCAGUUUCUCCACCGGUCGUCUAUCCUUGCCGACUGGAGCCAGGGCCGUCUCGAUUCGACCCUGGCGGCGACUCUCUGCGCACUAGGGCGCCUCAACGCCUGCGAGGCGGCGUCGUCACUGAUAGACCCCCGCGCAGGCGACGGCGACGGCGACGGCGACGGCGAUGACAUCGGCAUCCGAGAUGCUCGAGCAUGGCUCGGCGAAGCACAGCAGGUUCUCGUCGGCAAAUUCGGCGCGGCCACCAUCGCCCAGCUCCAGACACUCAUACUCAUCAUGCAGUAUCGUGUAGCAUCCGGGGACGUCAUGGACGCCUGGAGUCUUGUAGCGCUAGGUGCUAGGCUAGCCUUUACGCUUCGCCUCAACUAUGAGCUUCCAGGCUGGGACCACGACCCUGUCAUCCAGGAGACGCGGCGACGUAUGGUUUGGUCCAUCUGGCUAAUUGAUCGGCUCCUUGCCGGCGGAAUCGAAGACCUCGUCGUCUGCCCUACCGAGCGCAUCCACAUCCUCCUUCCGUGUGACGAUUAUACCUUUCAGCGAGGCAUCGCGUCGCGUGCCGAGUCGCUAGCCGACCCAGCCUCACGAGUAGACGCCGCAGGCCAGGACGCACUAGGGUACUAUCUCCGGCUGCUUGAGUGUCGACAUCGCAUUUUAAGGUACACUAAGCGGGUCGUCCGAGAGUCUACUUCCCCCAUUUCUAGUUAUGCCGAGCUCAAUGCUCUUCAGUCCGACCUGGAGUCUCUCAAAAACAGUCUACCAAGCGACCUUAAACUGAGCCCGGAGCGUCUCCGCCUCAGAGCACACUCGCACGAUGCCGGUGGCUACAUAGCUCUGCACUUGCUCUGGAACCAGUGCCAUUGCGACUUGUACCGCUUCCUAGUGCCUGGGAUGCGCGAGGCUGUUGGAAGCGGCAUCUUCAAGCGCACACCCGCCGAAUAUGUUGUUCAUUGCCAGACGGCCUGUCUCCUCGCAGCCGUCAGGGUCGCCGAUCUCCUCGCAGAUCUCCACCGCCUCGGCUUCCGCAAGACUUGCGGCAUCCCCAACGUCAUUGUCGGCAUCUACCAGGUCGCGCAAAUCGUGUACCGCUUGCAACACCUCCUACAGUCCCGUGGCAGCGGGCUUCCCAGUAUAGAUACGGUGAAGCGCAGCCUCCGCGACGCGCACCACAUGGUCUCAGUCUUACAGCCGAGUACUAGACUCGGCCUCAAAGCCGCUGAGAUGCUUGUCGAAACCGAUACCCUAAUCCAGGGGCUUGAAGGCGAGCCUCCGCACCAGGAUCUUGAGUCCAACGGUCCCCAGGCCAUUCUCAACACGGCACGUUCCGGCACCGGCCACGACCCAUGGCCGAGCAGCGCCCAGCAUCUCGCUUCCAAGGGAUCCUUCCUCGAUGACCUGGAGAGGCAGACGAACAUUGCGAGGCAAACUGCCCUUGGAACUGAAGUUCAUGCGGCCUACACUACGUCGAGCUGCAAUACUGACGAUGAUGCUAGUAACUCUAGCCCUCAGCAAGCACCAGACUACGUCAGAGACGAUUGGGCUAGCCUGGAGAGGCAGGCGGGGCAAGGCCUCGUGUCACUACAAAGUGGCAUAGUCGACGCGCCCUCCGGGCCGAUAGCUAGCACAGCAAAUCUUUGGGCAUCCACUGACCGGUUCCUUGGCCAGAGGCAACCCACCGAAACCAACAUCCCAUGGGAUCCUUUUGAGGUGCAGCUCUGCGAUUAUCAUGAUCCUGAACUGGAAAUGGUCUUAUUCUCGUUGUCAGCCGCCUAA